AUGGAUCUACAUAGAGAUAUAGAAGGAUGGUUAGCAUCUAAAUUAGAGGAUGCAUGGAGUUCUGAAAAGAUUGCUCCCCUUCUUACCAAGGAUAUAUUAGAGUUUUGUCUAUUAAAAUUUACAAAGAUUGAUAGUGCUGUUAGAAUGAAGCUCUUAUUCUCAUUUCUCAGUUUGAGAAAGAAACAGUUUGGAGAUCUUGAGGGUACAAUCAACAUGUUGAUACAAGUAGCAGAUGAAGAUGAUGAUGAAUGGGUGAAAGCACUCAGUCAGAUACUAGUUACCAUUGCACAAGACAAGAUAUCAACAGACAUUGAUUUGGAUUCAUUCAACAACUCUAUCAAAAAGAUUUCUUCACAAUUAGAGAGAACUGGGUCACCCAAAUUCUAUCCAAAGGAAUAUAUGUAUUUGAAUUCAAAUGUAUUGCCAAGUAUGGCAUCGACAGCGAUUGAAUCAUUGAAACAACAGACUGCGACGGGAACCAGUCAACACUUUAGAUUAAAGAAACCUACCUCUGAACUUCCCAUCUUUUCAAAAAAAUCAUUUACUCCAACUCUUACUGCAUCAAAGUCUGGUGUUCCGACAAGUGGUGGUGGCGGCGGUGCAAGCACAGGUACAACAUUACCUAGUAUUGGUGGUGGCAGUGGAAACAAUGCACCUAUAGUAUCUUCUUCAUCCACUUCAUUUGGUAACACGUCGCCAACGUCGACGGCUACAUCGUCGUCUACUCCAUCAAUGACACCAUCACAACUUAUUGGACAUGAAUCACCAACUCUACGAAAUGAUAAACUUAAACUUGGAUCGAGCGGCAACAAUAACAACAACAACAAUAGCAACAGCAAUAAUAAUAUGGCUGGUAAUGUAGGUGGAUCACCACUUAGAAAAUCAACAAGUAUAUUUAUCCCUCGAACACAUCAUUCCUCACAAUUGGAUCUUUCAAAUAGUUUAUUGGGAAAUCCAAACAACUCUGCAGCAACAUUAUUCAAUACAUCUUCAUCUUCAUCGUCGUCGUCUCAACAUAAUAAUAACAAUCCUUCACAGAUGCAAUCUCUACAAUCAAGUAGCAGUGGUUUAAACAACAAUUCAUUAGAGAAACGUGGAAUACAGAAAAAGGGUAGAAUGCAGAUCCUAAACAUAGAACAAGUUCGUGAGAUUACUCAAACCAAUACAAAGAAAAAGAGACCUCUAACAGAAUCAAAUUCUGCUACAAAUUUGAAUGAAAAAUAUCAACAACAACAACAACAACAACAACAGCAAACUGGUCAACAACAACAACAACAACAAUCUCAACCUCCUCAACAGCAACAACAAUAUGUUCAACCUCCUCAACAACAACAACAAUAUGUUCAACCUCCUCAACAACAACAACAAUAUGUUCAACCACCUGUACAACAACAGCAAUACAAUCAACAAUAUCAACAGCAACAACCACCUGCUCAACAACAAUAUCAACAACCACCUGUUCAGCAACCACCUGUUGUUCAACAACAAUAUCAACAACCGCCUGUUCAACAACAACAACAGCAACCACCUGUUCAACAACAAUACCAACAACCGCAGAUGACUCAAAUGGAUCAAUUAAUUCAACAAUCUAUCCAACAACAACAGCAACAACAACAACAUAAAUUGACCAAUUCCAAUUCAAAUUCCAAUUUAAAUUCCAAUUUAACACCAAAUAUUGAGCAAAGUAUACUUGAUGAUAUUGAAAUGGUAACAUCUACAAGUACAACUGAAGCUUCAGCAACACCUACAAUGAAAGGAAAAGGACCAAAGAAACAAACAAAGAUUGUAGAGUCGACUGAAACGAAAAAGGAGAAAAAGGAAAAAGAAAAGCUAGAGAAAAAGGAACAAAAGGAACGGGAAAAGCUGGAAAAGAAAGAGGAAAAGGAGAGAGAAAAGUUGGAGAAAAAGGAACAAAAGAAACGAGAAAAGGAAAAGGAAAAGGAGGAAAAGGAAAAAGAAAAGGCCUCGAAAAAGGAAAACAAGAGAAAAAAGACAAAGGAAGACGACCAAUCUACUACAGUUGGUAGCUCUGGAGCAGUUGCUGAAACACUAAAGAAACAAAAAACGUCAAAGAAAACAAGCAAGGCUACCUCUACAACUACUACAAGUGGUUCAUCGGAAUCAAACUCUACCACUCCAAUCAUACCUGAUGAUAUUAUUACUGGACUUGGUGGAAAUACAAGUAGUACUCUUUCUUCACCUCAUUCUACCAACACCUCCAACACUAACAUCAACACCACCACAACCUCUACCUCUGGACCUACCAAUGUAAUCUAUCAACAACAAGCACAAAUACAAGGAGCUGAAGAUCUAAGUGGACUAUCGUCACUGAUGAAUGCCCUCGAACAAAAUGGAUCUAUACCACAAACAACUAUGGUGGAACAACCUCAACAACCACAACCUCAACCUCAACAAAUAUUCCAGAAACUUUCAAAUCAAAAUCCUUCAUCUUCUUCUUUACAAAUUCCAGUUCUUGCACCAGCUCUUGCAACACCUGUUGUCGCAGCUCCUCUUACUCCUAAUGCUUCUGUUACUGGACCACCAAUGGUUCAACAACCACAAAUAUUACAACCAACAUCACAAAUUGAAAACUCUCAACAAAUCAACAACAACAACAACAAUAUUGUAAAUUCUUUAACGACACCUACUACUCUUCCAUCUCUUCCUCCUCCUCUUCUAGUCCAACAACCUAGUAUACAACAACAACCACCACCACCAAAUCCAAGUCCACCAUUUACAUCAUUACAAACUUUUCAACAACCAAUAUCACCAUCAAUUCAAUCACAAUUAUCAACCACCUCUGCUACGACUCCUCCUCCACCACUACCAAUCCAACCGCAAACCAAUGUUAAUUUAGAUCAAAUUUUCCAAACGGCGACGCAUCUCACUCUUGAGAAUAGAAGUAUACUUGAACGUUUCUUCAAAACCGACAAGAGUAAUCCAACACCAGCAGAGGGGAACAUCAAACAGAUACCACUAUCCAUCGAACAAAAGGUCGAUAAAGGUGCUGAAAUUACAGAAACUGUCAUCUUUGAAAUUGAUUAUGAAAAGGAAACCUGGAAAAUAUUAAAAAGAAAAAAGAAAUCUCAAAAAACUAAUGUAUCCUAA
Messenger RNA from Cavenderia fasciculata, 3108 nucleotides. It is a transcript of the gene gbfA, whose product is annotated as G-box binding factor. The transcript is spliced from 3 exons. The coding region runs from base 1 to 3108 and encodes 1035 amino acids. The record is from RefSeq and is a predicted model, not a curated record. NCBI's taxonomy places the organism in Eukaryota, Evosea, Eumycetozoa, Acytosteliales, Cavenderiaceae.